GUUGCUGACGGCCGCGUCGCUACACUAAUAUUAUAACUGGCCGUAAACAAAAGCCGGUUGUAGAAAGUAAAAAAAAAGUAAAACAAAAUAAAUAUGGCUGGAUAUUUCGCGCGCGAUUAACGGACUGUCAAAUUUUCCCGCCAACGUGUUCUCAAUUAUAGAACUCGUUCUGAAACAGUACGCGUUGAAACGUCGAAGCUAACAGACAUGGUUCCCGAACGAUAGUCGCCAUGUUUAAUUUCUUUAAAAAGAAAAACGCGCCCGACUCGCCUCGGAAAAAUCCGAGCGAUUCCCACAAGACAGUCGACGCGCGCGCGCGAAACGAAAGUGAUGUAACGAAUGAAAAAGCAAACACAGUUCCCAAGGAUGUAGUGAAUCUUCUAAUACCUGAAACGGAUUACAAUCAAAAGAGCGGCGUAGGUGCAAUACUGCAGAUAAUGGCUGGAAAAAAGAGGAAAAAUAAAAAGAAAAGAACAGAGUCCUGUAGGAUGAGUCCGCAGAAAGAGACGCAAGUAAAUCUACAGCGGAGUAAUUCUGACGUAGAGCCGCGCGGCGCGCCUACGCCUGCCGAAAAUAAACAAGAUACAGACGCUGCUGAGUUCGUGAAAGCUUUAGUCCUACAGAAAUACGCAGCGAAACCAGACCGCCAUGUGUCGUUAGUGUACGUGAACGAACCUGUUUUGGACGAGAAGCGACAUGCUGAGGCACUGCUCCGGGAGAUAGCGAGGAGUAUAGACUGCACCAUAGACAAAAUAAAUGAGAACCAAAUGGGCGCCACAGAUAGUAAAGAGCACGAGCCUGUUUACGAAGCAAUAGACAGAGAUAACGGAAUAGAUACGUACAAAAACGAAUUGAAAGGGGAAUUAGAGAAGUUGUUGCAGAUCGAAACCGAUAUCGACAGAGCUGACGAUUCGCCAGCUUUAAAGAAGAAAUCGAAUUUGAAACCGCCGAAAUCGGAUACGGAGGGUUGUUCUGACGAUGACAGAUCGGAUUCUGGUAAGAAACGUGUCACGUUUAGAAAGCAUAUCGUAUUUGAUGAUGGAGAACAACAGACGGAUGAGGAAGUUGAUUCUUCAUUUGAAUCGCUCACCUCCGAAGAGGAAUAUUUGGAAGAGUCGAUACCAGAUAACGAUGAGUUGCUAGGAGGUUACGUAGUCUCGAGGAGCGAGAGUGAUAACAAGACUGUGAUUAAUGUGAAUGAGGACGUAUCCGAUGGAGAUAAGGUUCAAAUUGAAGGGGACUUGAAAAGAAUUUCGAGUGAUAACAGUGACAGUGGAUUCAUAGAAGGUGACAGUGAAUUAAAGAGUGUAGAAGUAGAGUCGGACAGUGACGUGAGUACGAGUGAGACAGAAGAGGAGAUAACAGAAGAAGAAGAGGAAGAGGAAGUUAGUAUAGCAGAAAUCAUUGAGCCGGGAGACCCGAAGCAUAUUGACCACAAGAAGUCUCUUGUUACACAAGAGAGCAAAUUCCAGUCUCAAGUGGCAGUGUUGACAGAGCUAGCAGACAAUAGGUGUGGAGAGUCAGAGCGAGCGAGAGAACUCAUCGCAGCCUACAGGAAAGAGAUUGAAGCUAAAGACCAGGAAAUAGAACAUUUAAAAUGCGAGUUAGCAGCAGCAUACAAAGAAUCGGAGCUGGUGCGGCAGCGGAGCAGAUCGCUGGAGGAGGACCUCUCUGCAGCCAGGAGUUGCUCCGCAGACUUGGCAGAACAGCUGCAGAGGCGGAACGAUGAAUCACUCCGUCAGCUCAGAUCUGAACUAGAUGAUGCGCUGACCCGACGAGCUGAGUUGGAAUCUCGAGUGCUAGCGUUAGAGCGAGACAAGGACAGAUUAGAGCAGGAGAAAGUUUUACAAGAACAGAAGGCUCAAGAGGCAUUAGCAGCAGCUGAAGCAAAUACAGCAAAAUGGCGGUCGGCCCACGAGUCUGCACGAUCGCAAGCGGCCGCGCGAGCCGAACGGAUGCUAGCCGACUGCGAAUGGAAGAUGCGGGAGCUGGAGAAGAAAGCCAGGGACGCGGAGAAGCAGAAGAAAGAGCUGGCAAACACAGUAGAGCAACUGCAAUCCGCUCCCCCAACACCAGCACACAUCGCCGAGCUGCAACAACUGAGAGGGCUAGCUACAGAGCAACAGAGAUCGGUGGAAGCACUCAAGCUUCAGCUACAAACAGUGGAGACCAGGGAAGAGGCGUUGAAGUUAGAAGUGCACAGACUCAAGGAGGUGUUAGAUAAAGAAACUCGAAUAGGGAAAGAGAAGGAGGAACGAUAUUUGCAGAGCACGCAGCGUCUGGAGCAGCGUCAGUCGGAGGCGCUGGAGCGCGCGCGGACCGAGCAGGCGGCGGCGCGCGCGCACCUCGAGCGCGCCGCCGCGGAGCGCACGCGCGCCGCGCUCGGCCAGCUGCGCGCGGAGGCCGACGUGCGCGCGCGCAGCGCGGACAGGAAGCUGCGCGAGCUCACCACCAGGUUCGAGAAUCUCAAAGAAGUACUGGCAAGCAAAGAAUCACAGUUCGAAAGAGAGGUAGCAGAAGCACACAGCAAAGCCGAUUGGGACAUCCUGCAGCUGAGGCAUCUUCUAGACAAGGCGGACAUAAACUAUGCCAACAAUAUAGAGCAGAUGACGGAACGAUUCGAGAAAGAAAAAGAACGUUUAAUAGAAGAAUGGUCAACCAAACUCCGCCAAGUUGAAGAAGAAGCUUCUACAGCGGCUGGUGAAGCGAAACAACUGUUAGAAACGACCCGGUCGAAACUUGUAUCGGAGAGAUUGGAACAGGUGAACAAAUUGAAGGAGCAACACCGGCUAGAAAUGGAGGAGCAAUGGGAGCAAUUCAUGACAGAUAAAGAAAGCUGUCUGACUCGUAUGAAGUCAGAGUGUCGACAAGAAGGUGAAGAAGAGAGAGUUAAGAGAGAGAAAGAGCUUUUGGAGGAGAUUGCAGAAUUAAAAUCUCAAGUUCAGUCAAAAUCGUCAGAUUUUGAUACUCUGGCUGUUAAAGCAGCGGCAUGCGGACGUACGCUAGCGGUUACAGAGCAAGAAUUGAGAUACACUGCGCUAGGCGCGGUGGUAGCGGCGGGCGCAGUCUUCGGCGUGACUACCUCAACGCGUCUCACACUUGCCACUUUCCUACUGUCCAUAGCUAUCGUCUUUUAUAUGAAGAUAUCAAACAACAUAAUAGCGAUUAAUUGAAUGUUUUUAUAAUACUGCCGUAGGGGAUUGUGCUGUUUUUGUUAACUGGAAAUAAGAGGUCUAGGUUUAUAAAUUGUGGAUAACUUUAAAUGUUUGUCGUUCAAAGAAAAUUAAUUAAAUUAUUACUCUAUAUAACAUAUAAGUAUCAUACGUAGUUUAAUUCUGUAGAUAGAUACGUACUAUGUGUAUAUUUGUGAGUAGAUCAGGGGUCACCAAAUGUAUAUAUAAUAUCUAUGUAUAUGUAUAUAUAUAAUAUAUAUAAAUGUAUAGUAUCAUGUAGGAUCACCAAAUUGCUUCUUGUAAUUCCAAAGAGUUUAUUAUUUCAAACGUUUAUUAUGAGCCGUUAUAGCAAUUGAAUCCUAUGAUCGUAUGCACCGAGCUCGGUGCUAUGUUCGCACUGAUGUGUACCGUCCCCUCUGCCCCGCUCUGCCGUUUAUAGGUACGGCGUGAACAGUGUAUGUAUCUACCUACAAAAAUAAUUCAUUUUCUUAAUUCUAUUUUCCGUUUAUACUUAAGAAAGUCGUAUGUAAAAAUGUAUAAUGAAAUUAAAACAAUUUUAGAAGAAAUUAUUGUUUGUAUAUAUUUUGCUAGAUCUAUCACGACGGCAAAGUUACCGAAUGUUGAGAGUCCCGUACAAAAUACCGAUUUUUAUUUUCCCUAUUUUUCCACUGAACUUAGAAUUUUGCCGACUUUUUUUUCCGUGAAACUGCAGUAUGCCAAAUACAAAAAUAGAGCCUACGUUCAAAAGUUUAUGCAUACCUAGUACAUGUUAAGAUAAAAUAAAUAAAUAAAUUUUCAGUUAAUAAAAACAGCAUUUAAAAUUAAAUAUUAAUAGUGUAUUCAGGAAUAAUUGUUUAGUUUAUUAGAAAAAUAAUUAUUAAUUGACUGUCGUUAACAAAGAUAUAAGUAAUUAACAUAGGCUCUUGUAAAUUUAUGUACUCCUAGUCAUCAUACAAAAUUUCGUAUAUUUUCUCAUACAUUUUCUUUGAUAACAUGUGAUAUAUUGUUCUUUCAUUGGCUUAUGAAAUAACUAUGUAAGUAUAUAAUCAUUUAUAACUUUUAAAAGCAUAAUCUGUAUAAAAUUCAUAUUGAUUAACUUUAUACAAUUUCGCUUUUUGUAUUAUAUCAUUUUUCAUUUUUAUACUUUUUUUAUGAAAAACAAAAUUGGUUGUGCUAAUCUAUGGUAAGUAUUAAAAAUGUUUUAAACAAACUUAUUUCAUGUAUUCGAAAUUUAAAAAAGGUUGUGACUUUAAAAAUAUUGCCUGUAUUAAAAAUAAUAUUUACCUUAAAAAGUUUUUUAUUUGCCGUCAAAAUACUCAUUCGACACAACCAUAUACAGCCAAGUGACAGUUGACUCGUAUUUUUUUUUAACAAAUGAACCAAGACCCUAUAAUUAACAGCUUAUUACCAAACUUUAAUCGUUAUUCCUUUUCCCUGAAACCUAUUAACUAAUAUAGAGAGGCACUUGCGAGAGAGAAGGAACUAAGAGAGAAGAGAUCAGAAGAUACUACGAAAAUACGACAAA
Messenger RNA from Achroia grisella, 4698 nucleotides. RefSeq names its product golgin subfamily A member 6-like protein 22. NCBI's taxonomy places the organism in Eukaryota, Metazoa, Arthropoda, Insecta, Lepidoptera, Pyralidae. The record is from RefSeq and is a predicted model, not a curated record. The transcript has 13 exons. The coding region runs from base 231 to 3173 and encodes 980 amino acids.